This is a messenger RNA of Gavialis gangeticus (Gharial), 3413 nucleotides long. RefSeq names its product doublecortin like kinase 2 (gene DCLK2). Gene Ontology annotation, biological process: intracellular signal transduction; protein phosphorylation. Lineage: Eukaryota; Metazoa; Chordata; Crocodylia; Gavialidae. The record is from RefSeq and is a predicted model, not a curated record. The transcript is spliced from 17 exons. Gene Ontology annotation, molecular function: protein kinase activity; ATP binding. The annotation marks the transcript as partial.
UGGCUGGUGCCCAGCCCCGCGCACAGCGCGCACUGCAGCCUCUACCGCACGCGCACGCUGCAGGCGCUCAGCUCCGAGAAGAAAGCCAAGAAGGCGCGCUUCUACCGCAACGGGGACCGCUACUUCAAGGGCUUGGUCUACGCCAUCUCCAGCGACCGCCUCCGCUCCUUCGACGCGCUCCUGGUGGAGCUCACCCGCUCCCUGUCCGACAACGUCCACCUGCCCCAGGGCGUGCGCGCCAUCUACACCGUCGACGGCAGCAGGAAGGUCACCAGCCUGGAGGAGCUGGUGGAGGGUGAAAGCUAUGUAUGUGCAUCCAAUGAGCCAUAUCGCAAAGUUGAUUAUACCAAGAAUGUCAAUCCAAACUGGUGUGUGAAUAUAAGAACUGGGUCCAGUCGAUCCUUGACGUCUUUGACAUCUACAAAAAGUGAAGUGAAAGAGAGUAAAGAUUUCAUUAAACCCAAGCUGGUAACUGUUAUUCGGAGUGGAGUGAAGCCACGGAAAGCUGUGAGAAUUCUGCUGAAUAAGAAGACUGCACAUUCCUUUGAACAAGUCUUGACUGACAUCACAGAAGCCAUUAAGUUAGAUUCAGGUGUUGUGAAGAGACUUUGCACACUGGAUGGGAAGCAGGUUACCUGCUUGCAAGAUUUCUUUGGAGAUGAUGAUGUUUUCAUUGCAUGUGGACCUGAGAAAUACCGCUACGCACAAGAUGAUUUUGUACUGGAUCAUAGUGAAUGCCGUGUUAUGAAAUCACCUUAUUCUCGUUCACCUGGUACAGCUAGGCAUUCUGGAUCCAAAAGCCCUGGACCUUCACGUCGAAGCAAGUCGCCUGCUUCAGUAAAGAGGGGUGGCCACUACUCCACAGCUUAUUCUACAGCAAAAUCCCCAGUCAAUGGAACGCCAAGUAGCCAACUAUCCACUCCAAAAUCUACCAAGUCCUCCAGCUCUUCACCAACUAGCCCAGGCAGCUUUCGUGGACUCAAGAUUCUUCCUCAUGGUGGGUCUUCUUCCAAUGUGAAUGGUGUACCUGAAAUACCCCAUUGUGAAAGUCCCGAAGGUGUGAAUGGAAAUAAAUUCUCAAGCUCUUCCACUAUUCUUGAGAAAUAUAAAGUGGGAAAGGUGAUUGGAGAUGGCAAUUUUGCUGUAGUAAAAGAGUGUGUUGAACGAGCCACAGGAAAGGAGUUUGCUUUGAAGAUCAUAGACAAGGCUAAAUGCUGUGGAAAGGAACACCUGAUUGAGAAUGAGGUGUCCAUACUGCGCCGAGUGAAGCACCCUAAUAUUAUCAUGCUGAUAGAGGAGAUGGACACUCCUACAGAGCUCUAUUUAGUGAUGGAGUUAGUCAAGGGAGGAGAUCUAUUUGAUGCCAUCACCUCUUCGACAAAGUACACAGAACGAGAUGGCAGUGCAAUGGUCUACAAUCUGGCCAGCGCACUGAAAUACCUCCACGGCCUCAACAUUGUACACAGGGACAUCAAGCCAGAGAAUCUCCUGGUUUGUGAAUAUCCUGAUGGAACAAAGUCCUUGAAACUAGGAGACUUUGGGCUGGCCACUGUGGUUGAAGGACCUUUGUAUACAGUCUGUGGUACACCAACGUAUGUGGCUCCAGAAAUUAUUGCAGAGACAGGAUAUGGCUUAAAGGUAGAUAUUUGGGCUGCAGGUGUGAUCACGUAUAUACUGCUGUGUGGAUUUCCACCUUUUCGCAGUGAGAACAAUCUUCAGGAAGAUCUCUUCGAUCAGAUCCUAGUUGGAAAGCUAGAGUUUCCCUCCCCAUACUGGGAUAACAUCACUGACUCAGCUAAGGAGUUAAUUAGUCUGAUGCUACAUGUAAAUGUAGAAGCUCGCUAUACGGCAGCACAGAUCCUAAGCCAUCCCUGGGUGUCUGAUGAUGCCUCCCAGGAGAAUAAUAUGCAGGCUGAAGUAACAGGUAAACUGAAGCAGCACUUUAACAACACUCUGCCCAAACAAAACAAUACAACUGCUGGGGUGUCUGUCAUCAUGAACACAGCUCUAGAUAAAGAGGGUCAGAUUUUCUGCAGCAAGCGUUGUCAGGACUCUGGUAGAGCUGGAAUGGAGAAACCUUCUGUGAUUACCGCUGCAGCUGAAGAUGCUCACGUGGCUGGGUCUAAGCCCCUCCCCUCUGCUGCUGCUGAGCCAAUCAAAUCCCCCAUGCACCCUGCCUUGGCAUGUCAUGACUGUGCUGAGGAACAGCCCAGUCUGUAGGAUUGAUUGAAACCAAAUCCAGCUGAAGCUCCCUGCUAGGUCAGGAGAACUUUUCAACUUCUCUCUGUCUUAUCUCAUCUCAUCUGUUUUGUUUUCAGUUUGCUUGCACCCUCUUGUGGCAAGCCUAAGGCAGAUUCCAUCAUGAAUUUUGGAGGAUGGGUUGGGGGAUGUGUACUCCGUAGUUCUUGAGUGCUCCCUGACCUUUGCCUUCUGAACAUAAAGAUGGGGGGAAAAACUUUGGGUGACUUUAGAUUUUUUUCAAACAUGAGUGCUGGUUUAAUUCAAUGCAUUUCUCACCAUCUAGUAAUCUAAAUAGAUUAAUUUACUGUGUAGUUAAUGAUAUUUUUGUAAGAAUUUGAGAUGGAGAAACAGCAACCAGGUCUCACUUCUGCAAACAGACUCUCUGGGUCAGAAGAUCUUGUUCUCAGAAAAGUGAGGAGAGAAAAAAAGCUGGAUCUGCCUCCUGUUCCCAGUGCCUCUGUUUAGCUGAGUUUCUUACCAGAGCUGAAGGGGCAAGUUUCCAUGAAGAAUCUUUUUAGCGGACAAACUGUACAAUAUUGAACAAUAAGUUUUUGAGAGAGAGUGGCUCUUUUGUCUUCAAGUUUAUCAUCAAAAGUGCGUACUUCAGGAUAGUUGUUUAGCUAAUAUGAACCUAAAGGAAUUUCGGGUGUAAAGAUAACAAGAACACUGGGCAUUUAUUUGUAUGAAGACUGCAGUCAAGGAAGCCUUUUAAUUCUAGCCAUUGUUACAAGUGUUUUCCUUCUCCAUCCAUCUGCAUCUCCCACCACAACCACAGUAUCUAUUAAAUAAUAAAACUACUUGGUCCUUUGAAUGGAAAGCUUGCUGCAUGUUACAUAACCUAGGAUGGAGCAGUUCCUAGUUCUAGGGCAAGCUGACUAAUAGAAGAACUGUAACAACUAGCCAACAAAACUAGCUGCCACGUUUUUAUCACCACUAUUCCCCUCCUGGUGCAGUAUAUGGAAACAGUAAUUGAGCAGCAUUGGUCAUUUAUUUGCAGUCAAGGAUGAAUAAAGUUUUGUCUUUAUCAUACUACUUGAUUCAGUAUUGUAUGCACUCUGCUUAUUCAUUCCCUCUGCUCAUUCUUAAGACUUGAUCCUAGCUCAUUUUCUUUGUUAGCUUUACUUUCUACUAGAAUUGUAAAGACCUGCAAUAAACUUUCUUCAUGAAAAGAA